Molecule: messenger RNA, 429 nt
Organism: Haemonchus placei
Lineage: Eukaryota; Metazoa; Nematoda; Chromadorea; Rhabditida; Trichostrongylidae
Source: the annotation of a GenBank genome assembly
AUGAAAGCAGACGCCAACUUGAAGCUAGUGAGCGACACGCUUGAAAACCUUGCAAGAACUGCAGACCAGAUCACCGAAACGCUAUCGGAAGAAGAGCAAAGGCAAAUCGAGGAAUACAUGGCGAGGACUCAUGAACUUUUCGAAAAGGCAUACCCUCUGGCUGAUAGACUUGAAGCAGGGCUGGCGGGAAUAGGAGCGCGAAGCGAAUCAUCUACAGAGAUGAAAUGCGCAAAGGUGGAGUUACCCACCAUCCCUAUACCUAUCUUUAGUGGGAAAAUCAGCAAAUUUGGAAUUUUCUUAGCACUAUUCAAUGCGAGUCUUCAUAGCCAGAGGUUUACGAAUCUGCAGAAGUUCAACCAUUUGUUGCAGAGCCUAAAGGGCGAGGCAAAAGAAGCAAUACGGCGAUAUGCCGUAUCGGAUGAGAACUAA